Molecule: messenger RNA, 2979 nt
Organism: Stylophora pistillata
Lineage: Eukaryota; Metazoa; Cnidaria; Anthozoa; Scleractinia; Pocilloporidae
Source: RefSeq, a predicted model, not a curated record
UUUAAUUGCCGUGAAAAAUUAGGACACUAUUGGCAAACGCAGGAACUAUUAAUGAAGGACGCGAAGUCCAGUCAUUAUAUAAGCACAUGAAAGGAUAUUUUGACAUAAAUUGUUACUUAUUAAACAAAACUGAAAUAAAAAGUAAUGGGUUCAUCUUACUAGGCUCUAUACAUUGUAAAAUGUUCGCCUUACUCGCUCAAUCAGUAAUGGAUACCAUGAAUAUUAAUAAUGCAUCUAAACCGGCUCAGGGGGAAUAAAUAUCAUAAGUCGAUACAUUACCAAAGAGGGCGAUUGUUCGAUUGACAAAAACGUAUAGCAACUUAUCUAGAAAUUCAUAAAUGAACUUUAAGAAAGCUACAGUUUAAAUUAACCGAUCGUCGUUAUUUUGAUUUCGUUAUUGUUCACUGAGCAUUACCGAACUUAGCAAGAAACUUCAGUUUAUUGUUAGCCUGAAGUCCAACGGAAGCUUUUCUUUAAUCUUUCACUCCCACACAACUCCCCCCCCCAAGAUUAAACAAUUCUCCUAUCUGCUACUUAUUUUAACAAGAUUUCAGCUCUGAAAAUUUGUUGUUAAAUCAAACAAGUUCCUUCAUUAACAUUCUUCAAAGUAUUGACCGAGAGCUUAUUUUCGGUAUUUGCGCCAAGGGGUUUUUUUCAACCCACGCAAAGGAAUUAAUUAAGUGCUCAUAUACUAAUUUGCUAGAAUUAAGUGCUAAAUCAUUUACAGAAAGUUUAUUUCCGAUUCGGUAUUAGCAACAAGGGUUUUUUUGUCAACCCUCCGGAAAUAAUUAAGUGCUCAUUUGACAAUCUACUGUCAAGCCGUUUCAGUUCUUAUGAACAAAUGGAAAAUAAUUUGCAUACGUUAGUUCCUUGGCGUCGAAGUUACUCGAUACUUCAUUUGUAUUUACUUUCAGAGCAACUUUCAGUGAUCGAUAUUGAAGAACAAUGCGCUUAAUCAUCAGAGUGAACAAAAGAAUAAAUACGUUCCAUCGAUACAAUACCGAGUUCAGAGACCAUUGCUGAAAUUACAUCUGAAAAAACUUUAUGAAAAUAUCAGUGUAGUAACUGAGUAAUCGACGUAAUCUUGUCUCUUGAAUAUUCACACAGCGCAGUAGGGGAGUUAAUUCUCAGCAACUUGGCUUGCUUCUAUGAAAUACAAAUGAGGCAUUUCAUACCAGAGCCCUUGACAGGUCUGGACGUAUCAAGAAGGUUUGAGUGUGGUUUCCACUUUGUAAGCACUUUCACUUUCAAAACAUCAUACUUGGAAACUGGAGCUUAUUCAAAACACGUUCAUUCGAUGAACGUUGAUUCGACGAGCGUUCGUUCGAUGCUUUUCGAAGUAUUCCCACGACCACUAUCGAAAGCGACAAUGAAUGGAAGUUUGCUGUUUGAAGUUUUUGGUCGUAUUGCAUUCAGCAUCACUCGCGGCGUGACAGAGCAUUACAACCCCGAUGAGCCUGAAGUGGAGAUCUUUGGAUAUGACGAUACCUUAAGCAGAGACGGUCGAGAGUGGAAUUGUCAGCCCGUUGAUAAACCCAUAUAUCAGGAAUAUUCACCGCCAUUGUACAACGAGUAUGAUCUCUUGUCCGUAAUACAGCUUGUUAGUGCCGUUGUAUUUUGGAUCAGCGAUCAUGUUUCGAGUGUUACAAGCAGACCUUGAAAACCUUCGAUUCAUCGCUCUUCUUGGAGCAGUCCAUGGAGCGGCAGAAGUUUUAGAACGAAGCACCAUGGUCUUCAUUGAUCAUAUUUGUCAUGUGAUCUGGAAAAGACACUCAGCUCCUUGGGGAAGUUUUCGCACUCCUCGCUGUGAGAGACUAAUGGCUGACAUCAUUAUCAUGAGCAUGUUGUAUGAGUCAACUGCUAUUGUGUCUGUUAACGGAUUGUUGUACUUAUAUCAGUUAGUUUACUUACAAAACGUUCCACUUUCAAACCUUAGGCAGAAGGUUGCAAUCCAUACCUUGGUUGCGCUGGCUAUUGAAUGGUUUUUUACCAGCGUAUCCUUGGCCAUCGAGACUCGUUUUCAGAAUAUAGCAGUUAUGGCUGUUUGGCGAAAAAGAUGGAAAAGACACAUUUUGGUUGCGAUGGCUAAUGUGAUUCCAUUGGCUAUCUGGACGUCAACAAAUCUCUUGGUAGUAGUGCAUGGGCGGUUUCCUGAGUCCAAAGUUCAAUCUUGCAAAAUGCCCUUCGCAUAGGGAACUUUUCGUGAACCAAAUACCGCAGUCUUCCAGCUUUCCUUAUGUUAAUCGGACUUUGGUGCUCGUGAUUGUUGAUAUGUUACACUUACCAGUUUGAAAGGGAAACGUGGUACUCAGGAAAAUGAAAUCGUUCCGCUCCACCUUUUCGGGAAAAGAAAUCUCUCUUGACAAGCGACGACAGAGAGCUUUAAGACAGCGAGCAAAAUCUCAUUGGGGAACCGACGAAGGGAUUUCCCUUAAAAACAAGAGGACUCUAUUCUUUUCCACAAUACUGCAUUCGUCCAUCUAGAGACCGUUCUUGUUGAAAGAAAAAAUGACAAUCCCUGAUACUAUAUAUCGAAAGAAGAGUACAUUCUUAAUUUUAAACUUUUUAAGAGCAUGCACGGACGCCAUUGCUUUAUAAUUACUCUUCCGCGUUGUUCCCCGCACGCGGCGUUUUUAUCUGUCCCGUAUAUGGAAUUUUUACUUAUAUCAUUGAUAAGUCUAUUUAGAGUAUUUAUAGUGCACCUAUUUUUAAAACAAAAUAAUUUUCAAAGGAUCUGAGACACCAGUGAUACCUCAAUAAUUAAAAGUAAGACCUUCGGUAACGAGCUUCAGCUCUAGGUACCGGCAUAGUCCCACAUUUCGUGGCUAUUCUGAUAAUAUAAUAAUACGCAUAGAUAUAUAUUGGUUUUGCUCCAUCUGCAUUCUUUCUUUGUUACUCAGAUCUCUAGGUAUACUCAUUGUAAAUUAUACAUCCUUCUGAAGGUUACUGUAAAAAUAAACAGUUUGAAAAUUGUUGUCA